Messenger RNA from Bombus pyrosoma, 2829 nucleotides. Its product is annotated as laccase-4-like. The record is from RefSeq and is a predicted model, not a curated record. Gene Ontology annotation, biological process: iron ion transport. Gene Ontology annotation, molecular function: copper ion binding; oxidoreductase activity. The coding region runs from base 199 to 2223 and encodes 674 amino acids. Lineage: Eukaryota; Metazoa; Arthropoda; Insecta; Hymenoptera; Apidae. Gene Ontology annotation, cellular component: plasma membrane. The transcript is spliced from 10 exons.
UUUUCCUAAUUGUAAUUACGUGUUUUCAACUCACACAAAAAAAAAAAACUGAUAUCACGUAGUCAAAGAAAUAGUACGUAAGUGUCAUACGGAAGGGUAUUAAUCUUAUCAAAUAAUUAAUCCAAAUUUCGUUGAGAGAAAGGUUUAAAUACUGAUAUAUUAUAUUAUAGUCCAGUACGUAAGAAUUGCGAUCUCAUAAUGAAUCUUUUGCGGGGAACCUCUUUACUCUUCGUUCUUAUUCUUACUGCUCUAGUUCACAAUGCAGUCUCACAUUCUAUCAUUGCGGGUUACGCGCCUGGCGUUAGUGGAAUGGGAUUUGUUAAUGAAAAUAACUGUUUAACUGACGAACUUAUUGCGGAUUAUUCCUUGUCAAAUGCUGCCGAGUGUGCACGAACAUGUAGACCAGGAGAAUCAAAGACAUGUUACUAUAAAUUCGUAAUUGAACGUUAUCCCGUUAAUGGCCAGGCGUGCAAUUUGUGUAUGCCCAACGCUACAAACACUUUAUGCCCUAACUGUCAAUGCGUUCCCGGGGAUGGAACGCAGCGGAUGGCUUUGACUGUGAAUAGAAUGAUACCAGGGCCAACUAUACAAGUUUGCAAAGGAGAUUACAUCGUGGUUGAUGUUCAAAAUCUGUUAAAGUCAGAUUCAGUUACAGUCCAUUGGCAUGGUAUCUUCCAACAUGGUUCUCCGCAUUACGAUGGGGUCCCACAUUUGACACAGUGUCCGAUCAUGAUUCAUAACACAUUUAGAUAUCAAUUUUUUGCUAAUAAUUGGGGAACUCAUUUGUGGCAUGCUCACACAGCAACGCAAAAAUUGGAUGGUGUAUUCGGAAGUUUCAUCGUACGAUCACCACCGCAAGAUGAACCCCAUCAAAAUUUGUAUGAUUUUGACCUAGCAAAUCACGUAAUCGUUAUUAAUGAUUGGUUUAAAGAAGAGGCUACGAGCCGAUUUCCAGGUCGUAGAGCCGGCGUAGUUCAUCAGAAUGCCGAUGCGUUCUUAAUUAACGGAAAAGGAAGAUACAUUGAUCCCAGUAGCGCUACCUCAAACAUUCCCUUUGAAGUAAUCACCGUAGAUGCUAAUCAACGUUAUCGUUUUCGUUUAAUUAACUCCUUCUGUACCGUUUGCCCUACACAAUUGACUAUCGAAGGCCAUAGUCUUACCGUUAUUACUUCCGAUGGUCAACCUAUGCAACCUGUCGUUGUUGAUUCUAUAGUUUCUCUGGCUGGAGAACGAUACGACUUUGUCAUUAAUACUAAUCAAACACCUGGUGCCUAUUGGAUACAACUGCGUGGAUUAGAUGAUUGCGCCUAUAACCGUAUCCAACAAUUAGCUUUAUUACAAUACGAAGGAGCAUCUAUUACACCAAAGACAAAAGAACCUACUUUUGAUAAUCCUAUUCCUAAUGGCCUAGUACUGGAUAUCGCAAGUUCCGUUUGCAGUUCUACGCUCAACUAUAUUUGUGGCAAUGGAUUAAACAACGCUUUGUCAAUCGAUCCAGAUAUUUUGAAAAAAGAACCAGAUGUAAAAUUGCAUCUAUCUAUAGCCAUGCAGAGUUAUAAACCGGAAGAAGUGUUCGUACCUAACACAUAUAAGAACUUUCUGGUUCCAUCACCAAAAUGGAUAGUAGCUACGACGAUAAACAACAUAAGUUCAACUGGUCCAUCCUCCCCGCCACUCACUCAGUUGGAAGACACACCUGCAGAUGCAUUUUGUAACUCCGAAAAUUUACCGCCCCACUGCCGUCCAGGAGCUCUGUGCACGUGUAUUCACUUGAUUAAAAUUCCAUUGAACUCCAUCGUGGAAAUAAUCCUGAUAGACGAGUUUGACACGGUAUCUGUACGGCAUCCCUUCCAUUUGCACGGAUACGUAUUUUAUGUUAUGGGCUUAGGUCAACCUUUGGGUGCCACUACAAGUUCGAAUACUACGAAUAAGAUGACACUGGAAUAUUUCAAAGAACUUGAAAAGAAAAAUCAAAUAGAAAGGAAUUUCGUUUCUCCACAAGCAAAAGAUGACAUUCCUGUACCAAACAACGGAUAUGCCAUAAUUAGAUUCCGCGCAAAUAAUCCAGGAUAUUGGCUGCUCCAUUGUCAUCAAAUUUUUCAUCAUCUUGCUGGUAUGGAAGUCACUUUACAAGUUGGGGAGGUAUCUGAUAUGCCAAAACCACCAGAAAAUUUCCCAAGAUGCGGCAAUUUUAAACCGAAAAUACAAUCAUUCACAAAAUAGUAUGGAGUAGAAAAAUAAUCGAAAUUGAACAUGAUCAAACAAGACAUGACCAUAAUUAAUAGAUAUAAUGUAUAUAUCUCCUCAUUCGUUUCCGUAUGUGGUGAAGAUUCUAGAUAAGUAGUGUAAUUCGUAAAUAACGAACUAAGAUUUCUUUACAAUAAUUUAAAUUAAAUUAAAAAAGAGAGUAUUAAAAGAUAUUUAUUUAAAUUAUUUAAAUUUUCGAACAUAAUUUUGUUACUUCCUAUGUCCCAAUUGUCUCGAUAAAAUAUAUUUACAGCUUGUAAUAGCAAAUGAAGUAGAGAAUUCCAUAUUUCUGUAAUAUUUCAAUAGGCAUUGAUUUAUUACAGACUAUUAACAAAAAGAAAAAAAGAAUAAUCCGCAAUUUAAGAAUCAAUGACAGUCUUACUAACAAUUUAAUAGAUUGUUUAAUUAGUAUAGAAGAACAUAAUCGCAAUCGUAAUUAAUUAAUUCAUAUUAUUUGAUAUAUAAUUCAUAAUUACUGUGAUGUAUUACGCUAUAAUUACGAAUUAUAUAACAAAUAAUAAUGAUUGCUUAGGUCUUAUCAUGUUUGAUGAAAUCUUGAUUCAACUAUAAAAUGAGACAGAG